UCUCUCUCUCUGACACAAACAAUUUCUCUCACACACACAAACACACAAUAAUUUUUAGAUUAACAUACCCUCCCUCUUCUUGCAACCAGUGGCCCAUUACAUUUGUCUUAACUCUAUGUUUUUGCACAACUUGUUAUCAAAAUGCACUGCCUACAAUUAGUUGAGAAAGUCCAGACAGCAUCUGUAGACACAGACAAUAGACAACAUCCUGGUUACUGUGAACGCUGGCUUUUUAUUCCCAACCCUCACCUCAAUCUCUGAAUUGUGUGCUGGGUAAAUCUAUCAAGGGAUUCUCUGGGAAAAGCCUAGUUAGUUUAGCAGACGGAUCCAAGGGUGGGAUUGAUAUGGACGGGAAAACUUGCUUGCUCAUUCUAUAUCAGCAGGAAUACAUGAGUCAGCUCUUGCUCUGUUACACCCAGAGUUGUUGCAACACACACUCUCACUCCCUCUAUCUCUCCCUCCCUCUCACAUACUCACACACAGGCCAUAUGACUGAGUCAAGCUCAGUUUUUAGUUUUGUAGCCGAGUUGCGAUAAGGCUUUCUGGGAAUCAUAGCAUGGUUGGACGGCAUUCCAUUUAGAAUGUCUGCUCAGCAGCUGGGACUUUCUUUAAUACUCUAAGACACUUGGAUAUAUAACGUCAGCCUUAUAAGAUGUCCCUGAUGGCCAUGUCUGCCCCCCGGUCGUCUGUGUUUACAUUUGAAUCUACAGUACAUUCCUCCAAUGUGCUGCGCUGCCUGGACGAGCAGCGUCGCCGGGACACGUUGUGUGAUGUUACUGUGGUGGUGGAAGGUCAGACUUUCAGUGCCCAUCGCUCAGUUCUCGCUUCCUGUAGCGAGUACUUUACAAACAGGAUCUCCUCCCUCACCCAGCAUGGAGCGGUCAUCACUCUGCCACCAGAGGUGACAGUUGCUGGUUUUAAACCCUUGCUGAAGUUUGCCUACACAUCUAAACUUCUCUUCGGGAAAGAUUGUGUCUUAGAGAUACGUAACUCCGCUUCUAUUCUUGGUUUCAGAGACCUAGACGAGGCAUGCUUUGAUUUUCUCCUCCCUAAGUUCUUCUCCAGCAGCAAUAGUUCUGCUCCUUUUCCAAGAAAGACCUGCUGUAAGAAGAAAUGCAAGAGGCGAUUAUCAAAGGAAGACAGUGGCAUUGACUCUAACAAUGUAUUGUUGGGUAAGAAAGAAGUAAAACCAGUUGCUGACUCACCAUAUCAGCAGGAACCGGCUUGGUGUCACAAAUCAGUGAACAACAAAAUGGGAAGUCAGAACAGUACAGGCGCUCUUACACCUGCAAUUGAAGAGACAAGCGACCAAUUUAUGCAGUGUCCUAAGUAUCGCAAGUUCCAACUGGCUUAUGGAAAGGAAAAUUGUGUCACAGAGAAAAGUCUCAACAAUCCAGCAACAGUAAUCAGGGAUGACAGUAACCUCUCCUGCUUGCCCUGCUCCAGCAGUGUGAACAACAAGAAGGAAACUGACUUUACAUUCUGUGGAAAUUCAUUCUUAAAUUUCACCAAGCAGAAAAAAGGAGGGGCUGAUGAGCCAUGGGAAACUGAAAUACAUGUCAAGAAAACAGAGAAUGGUUUGUACAGAGGGGAGGUUGAUGUUAUUGAGAAAGACACAAAUGAAAGGCAGAGAAAACUGGAAAAGAAGGAAAGAGAGAUGGUUCUGGAGGAAGACAUUAGCUCUUCAGACAGAUCCAAUGUCAAGGCAGUCUCCUCCCAGCCAGGCACAGUGCUGAGUGAGAGGUCAUCAGAGUUAAUAUUGCAUGAAUGCCCCCUGAAGAUCUUUGGUGAGGGCCCUGCACUGUCACCAGGGCACACAAGGGUUAUCAUAGACAUUACAGAAGGCAAGAAAACAAGGGACUGCUGUUUACUAUCACCAAUAUCUAUUAAUCGAACAACAACAGAACAGGUAGAAGCUGAGCGGAAAAGAGCUGAUGAUGAGAUUGUACAGACAGGCAGCAUGGAGAGAGCAGCCCUGUUGGUAAAUGAUGCCAGAGAAAGGAGCACUGUGGAAAGGGAGAUGGCCGAGCAUCUGGCUAAGAGGUUGGGGUCUGACGUGGGCUUUUCUCAGCUGAACUUCCAGGACCCUGAUGCAGGAAGUUCCUCUGAUGCAGGGAGUGGACGUGCACAGAGUACAUCUUUAGGGUGGCUACAGUUCCACAACCUCAGCUCCACAAGCACCGGCUGUCCCUUUUUCCAGGAUCUGGAUCAAAGCAAAUGUUUAUGGAAAGGAGCAGAGCUGUCCGAGUGCGAGGGGGCAUCUCAGUCCGGUGUGUCAUCCAUCAACUCAGGGGAGGAUGGAGACUCAGAGACAGAAACAGAAGGAGACAGUGAAACCUACACAAGAGAAAGGGCCAAAGAGGUGCAGUUGCCAUUCUCUGUAGAUUGGAUUGUGGAUCUGAGCAGAAAUGACUUCCAGCAGCUGCUAAAGCAACAGGUCUUUACUCAUGAACAGCUGGAGUUGGUCCAUGAUAUGAGACGUCGCAGCAAAAACCGCCUUGCAGCUCAGCGUUGCCGGAAGAGGAAACUAGACUGCAUACAUAAUCUGCAGUGUGAAAUCAACAAGCUGAAGACGGAGAGGGAGAAACUGAUGACAGAGAAGAACCAUCUGAGCCAGCUGAAGUUGAAAACAUGUCACAGUGUCUCUACAUUGUACCAGAGGGUCUGCAACGAAGCCAACCUGCAGCCAGAACAGCUCCAGGUGUUAGCCAAAUACACCUCUGCAGACUGCCCUCUGUCCUCCUUUUUUCCUCACAUAGACACACUCCUUUUACAGCCUGGGUUGACACUCCAGCCACAGGCUUUACUCUCGGCCUGUUUUGUGGACCUUGAUAAGUAUGUGGCGUCUGAGGAGGCUUCGUCCAGCUCCAGAAAGGAUUCAGUCACAGGAGAUGGUGAACAUUCGCUUUAGAUACCCAGUCAGCACACAUACAGUAUAUACAGCACAUGAUCUCAAACUAGUUAAUAAAUGGUUCCCACAUUGUAUCAUAUGGUAUCUGAAAACAUUACCCCAGACUAUGGACUGAGUACAGGCGGCACAAUAAAGCAGUGUCAUACUUGUGAUCCAUUUAUAAUGUGAUGUAAGUAGCACAAACUUUAAUUAACUACCUUCCUGGGUAACACUUUACAAGAAGUCUUUAAAAAAAGGG
Molecule: messenger RNA, 3149 nt
Organism: Etheostoma spectabile (orangethroat darter)
Lineage: Eukaryota; Metazoa; Chordata; Actinopteri; Perciformes; Percidae
Gene: bach1b
Product: BTB and CNC homology 1, basic leucine zipper transcription factor 1 b
Exons: 5
Coding region: 653-2911 (752 amino acids)
Biological process (GO): regulation of transcription by RNA polymerase II
Molecular function (GO): DNA-binding transcription factor activity, RNA polymerase II-specific; RNA polymerase II cis-regulatory region sequence-specific DNA binding; protein binding
Source: RefSeq, a predicted model, not a curated record